UCUGUCGAUUAGCAGGCAACAAGUGAGGAGCAGCUUUGAAGCUUGCAGGAAAAAGGGGGAGAUAAACGUUGAUCCUGACAAUCAGAAACUACAGAGGUCCUCAGGCCCAACUUGCUGACAGAAAAGCACUGUGAUGAAUUCCCUGUUUCUCCUGAGCUGUCUAAGCUCCACCUGGUUUCUUAUAGUGUACUCACACAUGAUACUGGAGGAAAAGCCCUGCACCAAUACUUCUUCUUCCUCGGUUCUACAGCAUGGGAGCCUGUCAGAUGCACCACCCAUCGUCAUUGUAGAGUUACCCAAAACUGCAAAGAAAAAAAAAAACAAGAAACCAAGAAAGAACAAAUUCAGCAUCAAAAACAAGCGUCCACCUCCUCCCCCCAACUGCGUGCCAUUGUGGGGAAGCUGCAAAACCCCCGAUAAUGUGUGUUGUGAGCACUGCGCUUUCUGCCACUGCCGCCUCUUCAAGACUGUGUGCUAUUGUCGAAUGGGUAACCCGCAGUGUUGAAGACAUAACAGAGGAUAUUGGCAUAUUCACAAGGAGAGAAAAUGUCACUUUUGUUAUAAAUAAGAAUAUAAUAUGUUUCUGAACACUUCUAUGUUUCUGAACACUUCUAUGUUCAUAUGGAUGCUACCAUGAUUAUGGAUAAUUAUGAUUAUGGAUAAUCGUGAAUGAAUCAUGAGUAAUGGGGAGUGUGAAAGUUUCAGAGGCAUAAGUAUCAUACACGCCAAAAAAUGCUAACCUCUGUUAUUGGUAAUAGUUAGAGGUUAGCAUGUUUUGGGGAUAUGAUCUUUCUGCCUCUGUUACUUUCUCACUCAUCAUUGAUCACGAUUCAUUCAUGAUUAUCCGAAAUCAUGGUAGGAUUCACAAUAAUGUUGAAGCAAUGAGAAAAAUCUUAUAUUCUUAUUUACAAUAAAAGUGACUCCAAAAUGGCACAUUACAUUAUUUACCAUUCAUUUUUAUUGGGCACAACAUAAUCCAAAACAAGUUUCUAGGGUCACAAGCGUGAUGUAGUCAUUGUGUGUUGGAAUUUGGGACUAAAUACUAAACUUUUGACUACUUUAAUACACCAUAAGUGAAUUUGCCCAAAUACUUAUACAAUGACACCUUCAAAUGGGGGGACUAGAUGCAUAAAGUGCUUUCAUUUCUAAAUGGUAAAACAGAUAUCUAUGAAAAUAACCAUAAAAAAAGGUAAUAUUCUGUACUGUCGCCUCAUAUGAAACAUUUGAUCUCAAAUCCAAAAUGCUGGUGUAUAGACCCAAGUUAAAAGAUUUCGCUUCACUGUCUAAAUAAAUACAUAAGGGAGUGUGUGUACAUGAAGCAGCACGCAAGUCUUUUCAUGAAAUGAGUGCUUUUUGCCUAUUUUAAGUAGGAAUUGUGCAAAAAUAUUGCAUUUUAAAAGCCUGUUAUAUUAAAUGAUGCGCCAUUUCAUAGAGAACAUGGAACAUUUAAUGAAUCAACUUUUUUAUAUAAAUAAAGACUUGCUAAAGUGCCAAACUUCAGCAUUUUGAUAUGUCCCUCUGUGCAUCCUCUGUGAAUUCUAGGAAGAUUUUAACCCACUCAACGCCAUUUUCUCCAAGUGUUCACCAUUAUGGUAAAGCCCUUGUCAAAGCAACAAAGGCUUUACAAUUACAAAGUCAUUUCUGAAGAUUAUUAUUAAUUUCAUGUUAUUAAUUAUUAAUUUUUAAGGAGAAAAAAAAACUGUCCCUCAUUUUAAGGUCAACCCAGUUAGGUGAACUGAACUCUUGUUUUAAUAUGGUGAAACUAUUACUAUUGAAAAAAAUAAUCAUCUAAAGAGACAUUAACCAUCUAAUAUUCAAAUCAAAGUGUAAAGGCAAAGGAGCUGGUUCGACUCUUUUUGGCCAUUAUCUGGUGUUUUGUGGUGGAAAACCGAACGGGUUGAGCAUAACACGUCAACUAUGUUACCCAUAGAUCAAAUCAGAUUUUUCGCCGAAUACAACAGGUAGACCUUACCGUGAAAUGCUUACUUACAACCCCUUAACCAACAAUGUAGUUAAGAAAAUAGUGUUAAGAAAAUAGUUACUAAAUAAACUAGAGUAAAAAAUAACACAAUAAAAUAACAAUAAUGAGGCUAUAUGCAGGGGGUACCGGUACCGAGUCAAUGUGCCGGGGUACAGGUUAGUCGAGGUAAUUUAUACAUGUAGGUAGGGGUAAAGAUAGACAGGCUAGAAAUGUUUGAACUAUUUCAAUAUUUUUCUGAAGCUUGCAUUCAAUUGCCCCUCGUAGCACACAAUCCUGCCACAAGAGGAUUUAUGUUUGAUUUAAGAUUAAGUUGUCAACCCUGGUAGGGGUAACCCUGUUAUGGUCAACCCUGUUACUUUAUUUGGCACUUUCUAUGGCCGUUUUUAAAAAUUUAACCUCUUGAGAUGGGAAUUUAUUUUCAUUAAGUUGAGCAUGUCCUCUUUAUGGAAGAAUGUUAAAAUUAGGUUAAAUAAAAUGUUAUUUCACCAAGUUACACUACUCAAAAGGCACCUAAUUGGUGCAACGAACCACUUCAUGACAGUGCUGUACAUGUGGCAGUGUGUAGGAUUUACAGUCUUGAAUAGUUUAAGUCCAGGGGCCCAAUUGUCUGGUUCUUUGAUAAAAUGUGGCAAGCACUUUAAAAGAGGUACAAAUUGUGUUCCCCUACCUGGUUUUCAUAUAUUGAUGCUGCUAGUGUUCACAAGCUCAGAAUGAUCAGCAGUUUAGUAUUGCAUGCAUCUGAUGGUUUUACCUACAGCACAAACAAUUAAACUACCACUGGAGAAAUACAAAUGUUUUAUAGCUCUAUAUUAGUAUGGCAUGUGAUUUACAGAAAUACAAACUGCCAAAGGCACUCCAGGAGCCAAAAUGUCUGUUUUUUUAAUUUAUUUUAACUGUACAAUAUUUACAGCGAGGUAUUUUCUGUUGGCCAACAGUAUUUCGUUUUCUAUGGCAAAAUGGCUUGUAUUAACACUAUUAUUUUAACGAUGUAAUGAAAAAUCUAAACAGACUUUGUAAUAAAUUUCUAUCUGCAUGUUUGGUAA
Messenger RNA from Oncorhynchus nerka (sockeye salmon), 3024 nucleotides. It is a transcript of the gene asip1, whose product is annotated as agouti signaling protein 1. The record is from RefSeq and is a predicted model, not a curated record. Gene Ontology annotation, cellular component: extracellular region. Gene Ontology annotation, molecular function: melanocortin receptor binding; neuropeptide hormone activity. Gene Ontology annotation, biological process: melanosome organization; positive regulation of melanin biosynthetic process; hormone-mediated signaling pathway. Bases 134 to 505 code for a protein of 123 amino acids. NCBI's taxonomy places the organism in Eukaryota, Metazoa, Chordata, Actinopteri, Salmoniformes, Salmonidae. The transcript has 4 exons.